Somion occarium is the source of this 2422-nucleotide messenger RNA. NCBI's taxonomy places the organism in Eukaryota, Fungi, Basidiomycota, Agaricomycetes, Polyporales, Cerrenaceae. The record is from the annotation of a GenBank genome assembly.
AAGCGACGGUUCUAACGGACGAGACUUUGGUCAACGCCUUCAACAUGCCGUCCAUCAUAGCGCUCGCCUCAACCGCUAGCAUAUGUAACGGCGACCACAAUACCGACAUGUAUCUCUGCCCAUCCCCCCAAGGUAUGUCUCUGUCUCCAUAUUCAAUGCUCCUAAUGUACUCACCGUCUUCGUGCUCCAGCACCAUUCACCUCAAUCAAGCUAUUCCCGAUUGAGGCGGAACAAACAUUCCAGAGUGCUAGUACUGGUCGGCCAUUGUUUAUCAGACGGACAUUGUCUCGUCUGGACAGCCUUUACCCACCUUUUGCUUUUUUGCCUGACCAUCACCUCUACUGCAGGAGUCCAACUUCCUCCCUCCAUUUCCUUUUCUCAUCUCGCGAACAGGCUUUGACAGAUGGCUGACGUUAUGGUCCCUUCGAUGAGCUCACAGGCUUCUGGUUCAGGAACUUCAGAAGCUUCCAAGUCCCGUACAGCUAGUCUGCUGCUCUCAUCACCAUCCAGGUCGCAUACCCCAGGCAGUAUCUUCCCCGACAUGCAUGGCCCUCACCCGAGGGUCUCGCUGGGAGGUCGUCCUGAUUUUACACGUCGACAUACCACCUACCUCGCUUCGCCAACCCCAAGGCCUAUUCGCUCGUCCCCGUUGGCAGGUCCCUCCCUCGCACUUGGUCAAGAUGGCACUUUGACAGGCAGCGACGACUCCCAUAGCGAUAGUGAUUCUGACCAGGCGAGGCACAAGAGGCCUUCCCGUAUCAGCUCAAGUCCCGACGUGCCUAGUACUUUGACGUUCAGUGCUUGUUCAUCGGAAGACGGUCCGCUUGACCCGAAGAGCGCAUCAUCUCCGCACUUGGAGCAAGGGGAACUUCCUCCCCUUCCAAGCAUCCCAAGUGCUUCAAGACUCUCUCGCCGUCUGUCUUGGGGGCUGACCAAACUCACCGAACUGCCGACCCUCUCACGUUCGUCGUCUUCCUCGUCCAAGUCAUCUCAGAAAGAGAAGGAGAAAGAGAAAGAGGAUGUCCCACCACCACCCGUCCCCGAUAUCCCGAUCUGGGCGCGUCCGUCCUCGACGUCGCGAUCAUCACCGUCCCUUCGUUCUACGGCAUCGAAUCGCCGUUCACUAAUAUCUCCUCCAUCAGCAACACCUGUCCGCCGUCCCACAACUUCAUCUGGAACUUCUGCCAGAGCAGCAACCGUCAACAGACGUUCGACGUAUCUCGGCCAACCAGCAGAACCCUCAGUCUCUCGUGAUCCCGAACUAAAUUGGCUCACACAAGCCGCGCCUCCAAAGUUCUCUAGACACAGUCUGAAGGCCGAAGGUGUUGUGAUGCCCGUUUCUGCCAGAGACGUCAAGUUCGCCAACAGACGUUCUGUGAUCAUCGCGCCACCUCCUGUUGCUACAUCACAGACUACCGAUUCCAGGCGCAAGUCUCGCGACGGAGUCUUGGUGCCUCCUUCUCGAUCAGUUUCUCGUGCAAGCAGCAUGGCUUCUCUCGGUUCCGUGGCAUCGGAAAUGAGUGGGACGAUCAUGCCCUCACCUUCAUUCCGCGUGGGUUCAUUCGGUGGAUCUUCAAGUUCAAUCGACAGCGCUAUAUCGUCUUUACUACCAGCCACACCUACUUUGUCGCUCAGUCGGUCUACGAGUGUGAACUCGACUGUCGUAGCGGACGAAAUGGGUGUGCUUUCUCGGCCAUGUAGUGUCUCAUUUGAGAAGGAUGUUGGAAGGAGGAAGGAAGACGAGCGCCGUGGAGUUGUGCUUGAGUUGAGAGUCAAUGAUGUCCAUGUGGAAGUGAUGGGCAAGUCGGAGUCUCGCAGGACCGUGGUUGUGACCGAAUGCAAACCCACUUCGGAAUCGAAUGUUGCAGGGGGAAAGACUUGUGGUGCUAAGAAGACGCAGGCGGUGUUGGACGGGACUUUGCAGCGCGGUCGCGGUACGAUCGAGCGUGCGUGGAAGCGCGUCAUUCGCAGUGUUUCCGUCAAAGCGUGACACCUUUUCUUUUCUCUUGAACAUUUGGGAUGCUUUCUUCCCCUUCGCAAAUACCUCGAACAUUUUGGCUCUCCGUUUCGCCGCCUAUGACAAUUGCAAACAAGUUCGGGACUGUUUACCUUCAUACCAGCUUCACCCAUGUUGCAAGAAUUUAGAACCCCUUUUCUUUGUAUUACUAUACCAACUUUUACCCCAUUUCUUGCCAGUUCUCAUCCUUGCAAUCGUACUCAUGACCUACCUAGACGAAUUACUCCAUGACAUUCUUCUUUUCUUUCUUAUCUUCUUCGUUCGCUUUUGCUUCUCUCUUCACUCCCUGAAACGCUCCCUCACUUAUAUAACCGGGACGACGAAUGCAACUCCAAUAACAAAAUACUUUAAUCGUAUGGUAUAUUGUAUACUACGCACACAUUCUUUCUUGACUACUAUCACCAU